Messenger RNA from Bombina bombina (fire-bellied toad), 3697 nucleotides. RefSeq names its product ankyrin repeat domain 44 (gene ANKRD44). Gene Ontology annotation, cellular component: cytoplasm. Bases 126 to 3485 code for a protein of 1119 amino acids. The transcript is spliced from 30 exons. NCBI's taxonomy places the organism in Eukaryota, Metazoa, Chordata, Amphibia, Anura, Bombinatoridae. Gene Ontology annotation, molecular function: protein binding. The record is from RefSeq and is a predicted model, not a curated record.
UGCUGGAGGAGCAGUGAGAAGCUUCUCCCUACAACAAGCUGCUGUGCUACGGCUGCCUUGUUAUUAUCCUCUCCUAAAUCUGCCUGUCGUCACCGCAUGUGAGCAAAACCCCUUCUGCUCCUGUCAUGGCUGUCAUGAAGCUCACAGACCAGCCUCCACUUGUUCAAGCUAUUUUCAUUGGGGACCCUGAUGAGAUACGUAUGCUGAUCUAUAAAACAGAAGAUGUGAAUGCUUUGGAUAAUGAAAAACGUACUCCGCUUCAUGCUGCAGCAUUCCUUGGUGAUGCAGAGAUCAUUGAACUUCUUAUAUUGUCAGGAGCCCGGGUAAAUGCCAAGGAUAAUAUGUGGUUAACCCCUCUUCACCGGGCUGUGGCUUCAAGAAGUGAGGAAGCAGUUCAAAUGCUGAUAAAACAUUCUGCUGAUGUCAAUGCACGGGACAAGAACUGGCAAACACCUCUGCAUGUUGCAGCCGCCAAUAAAGCAGUGAAGUGUGCAGAAGUAAUAAUACCGCUGCUAAGCAGUGUCAACGUUUCUGACAGAGGAGGUCGUACUGCCUUACAUCAUGCAACUUUAAAUGGCCAUGUAGAGAUGGUAAAUCUACUUAUAGCCAAAGGAGCAAAUAUAAACGCCUUUGAUAAAAAGGACAGAAGAGCUCUCCAUUGGGCAGCGUACAUGGGUCACCUUGAGGUUGUUACACUGUUGAUUAAUUAUGGAGCAGAAGUGACAUGUAAGGAUAAGAAAGGUUAUACACCUCUUCAUGCCGCUGCCUCCAAUGGGCAACUUAAUGUAGUGAAACACCUUCUAAAUCUCUAUGUAGAAAUUGAUGAAGUGAAUGUUUAUGGUAACACUGCUCUGCAUAUUGCCUGUUACAAUGGUCAGGAUGCCGUCGUUAGUGAGUUAAUUGACUACGGUGCUAAUGUAAACCAGCCUAAUAACAAAGGGUUCACUCCACUUCAUUUUGCUGCAGCCUCCACUCAUGGGGCUUUAUGUCUUGAAUUGUUGGUGAAUAAUGGAGCAGAUGUUAAUAUUCAGAGUUAUGAUGGAAAGAGUCCAUUACACAUGACCGCUGUUCAUGGACGGUUUACACGAUCACAAAGCCUUCUACAGAACGGAGGUGAAAUUGACUGUAGCGAUAAAGAUGGAAAUACGCCUUUACACGUGGCUGCCAGAUACGGACAUGAGCUUUUAAUUAACACCCUGCUGACUAGUGGCGCAAAUACUGCAAAAUGUGGCAUUCACAACAUGUAUCCCUUGCACCUGGCAGCGCUCUAUGCACAUGAAGACUGCUGCAAGAAACUGCUGUCCGCAGGCUUUGACAUAAAUGCAGAAGAUUCUUUUGGAAGAACGUGUCUGCAUGCUGCUGCUGCUGGAGGAAAUGUAGAGUGUGUAAAACUGUUGCAGAGCAGUGGAGCAAGUAUCACUAAAAAGGAUAAAUGUGGACGGACACCUUUACACUAUGCAUCUGCAAAUUGCCAUUUUCAGUGCAUUGAAACAUUAGUAAAUUCCGGGGCCAGUAUUAACGAAACAGAUGAGUGGGGAAGGACAUCCUUGCACUAUGCUGCUGCUUCUGAUAUGGACAGACAUGCAAGAAAUAUGUUGGACAGUGCACAUGAAAAUAUAGACGACUGUGAAAAAGUAGACGAGUUGAAAGAAAAAGAAGCUGCAGAAUGUCUCCAGUUUCUGCUUCAGAAUGACGCAGACCCAUCAAUUUGUGAUAAAGCCGGAUACAAUGCUGUACACUAUGCAGCUGCGUACGGGCACAGGCAAUGUCUGAGAAUAUCGGCAAUAUGGUCAGCCUAUCCAGCCAUGAAGAAUUAUUUGCCCUUUUCCAAUACAACCACAGUCCUUUUUCUUUCUGCUAGAAACACUGACCUUAACUGUUAUAACUUGGAUGGGAGCAGAGGAAGAAGUGCUGUGAGAUUUAAUAAGACAAUGCAUGAUUCAUUUGAGCAACUUUUGAAAAGAUACAGUUCCUACACAAACCAGCCAAUUACACCUACCAAAAGCCCAUUACACUUAGCGGCAUACAAUGGGCACCAUCAAGCCUUGGAAGUGCUUCUGCAGUAUUUUGAUGAUGUUGAUGUUAAAGAUGAGAAAGGGAGGACUCCAUUGGACCUUGCUGCAUUUAAAGGCCAUACAGAAUGUGUUGAAGUACUUAUAAACCAGGGAGCCUCCAUCCUUGUGAAGGACUUUGUCACAGAAAGGACCCCACUUCAUUCAGCUGUAAUCAACGGACAUACGUCAUGUUUACGAUUGUUGCUUGAAAUGACGGACGAUCUUGAAGUUGUAAAUAUAGUGGACAACAAAAUGCAGACCCCACUAAUGCUUGCAGUGGCAUAUGGGCACAUUGAUGCAGUCUCCUUGUUACUUGAAAAAGAAGCGUCAGUGGAUGCUGUUGAUAUAUAUGGAUGUACUGCAUUGCAUCGAGGGAUUAUGACAGGACAUGAAGAAUGUAUACAGAUGCUUCUGGAGCAGGAAGCAACAAUCUUAUGUAAGGAUACAAAAGGAAGGACACCAUUGCACUUUGCAGCUGCUAGAGGUCACGCUUCCUUGCUCAGCGAGCUGUUACAGAUUGCACUUUCAGAAGGAGACUACAGCUUCAGUGAUUAUAAAGGAUAUACACUUUUACACUGGGCUUCCUAUAAUGGCAAUGACAGCUGUUUAGAGGUACUACUAGAGCAGAAGACUUUUCGGAAUUUCACCGGAAAUCCUUUUUCUCCUUUACACUGUGCUGUAAUAAAUAACCAUGAAAAUUGUGCAUCAUUACUUAUUGGAUCAAUAGAUGCAAGUAUUGUUAAUUGCAAAGAUAGCAGAGGAAGAGUGCCACUUCAUGCUGCAGCCUACAAUAACCACACUGACUGCUUACAGCUACUAUUAAGCUAUAAUGCAAAUGUAAAUGCUGCGGACAACUCAGGGAAAACACCAUUUAUGACUGCUGUUGAAAGGGGACAUUUAGAGUGUGCUGACAUUUUGCUUAAGGGAUCCAAGGUGGAUUUGACUAUGGCGGAUAAUUGUUUAAACACAUCAUUGCACUUAGCUUGUAUUGCAGGUCAUACAAAUUGUGCCUUGUUAAUACUGGACAAUAUAGAGGAUAAAAGCCUUAUUAAUGCACCGAAUAAAGCAUUACAAACACCUCUUCAUAUUGCUGCACAAAAUGGAUUUAAAGGUGUUGUCGAGAAAUUGAUAACUAAAGGAGCCUGUGUUCUUGCACUUGAUGAGAAUGGUCACACCCCAGCACUGGCUUGUGCGCCUAACAAAGAUGUAGCUGAUUGCCUGGCACUCUUAUUGGCUUCCAUGAUGUCUUUCCCUCCUUCCAGCACAAUGACGUCUUUCAACUUUUUUUGCUUAAAAAAGGACAGUUUGAGUAGAAUGCAUCUCUGUGAUGAUGGCUCUAUUAAUACUAAUAAUUUCAGUACUGCACUGAAUUACAACAUAACAAUUGAAGACCGGCCUAAUGAAAAUGAUUCAGACUCAGAAACAUUUUAAUCACAGAGCAUAAUUUACUUUGCAGUAUUCCAUUCUCAACUGGGGAAAAAAGGACUGAAAUAUUUGUUUAAAAAAAUGGGACCAGUUGGAGGAACCUGGUACUGUAGUUUCAGCUUAAAAUAUGUACCCUAUAUGAUUUAUCCCCCCUUAACACAGUUCCUAUAUCUACCUCUGGUAUGUUGAGGAUUAAUUAAUAAAAUAGUUGUAUAAUU